Messenger RNA from Actinia tenebrosa (Australian red waratah sea anemone), 2203 nucleotides. RefSeq names its product protein crossbronx homolog. The record is from RefSeq and is a predicted model, not a curated record. Lineage: Eukaryota; Metazoa; Cnidaria; Anthozoa; Actiniaria; Actiniidae.
ACGUGAUGAAGCACAAUCAAAAUAAAAAGUCAUCCAAAGUGCAGGUAUUUCUCCCUUGAGGCUCCUUCAGUUAUAAAUUAUUGACAAGUAUCGUCAUCUCUUGUUCAUUGUGGCUAAAGAUCAAAACUCGAAAGCAUCGCUUUCGUAUUUCAUUAUUCAUUUGAAGCUGCUGAGAAAUAAGUUUAUAUAUUAUUACAUGUAAACUAUAACUUUAGGGAGAACGUACUAUAUACUACAGUGAAGGAAGAGAGUUUGUUUAAACGUGCUUAAUAGAGUGUACACUUGUCUGGAGUAAAGAGUUUACAACGUGAAAGAAAAAGCAAGCAUUUCGCGUCAAAAGGCACGAAGGUGAAAGUGAAACUCGAUCGUUUCCUCUUCGUCUCAAGUAACAUUGCUCAAUACGAGAAGAGUAGUUGCGAGUCAACAUCGUAGUUACAUUUAAAUAUGCCUUCGGAAAGUCCAAUUUAUUCUCCGAAAGUCAACAACGACUUAGAAGCUUUAAGUAUUUCUUGUUUUAAAGACGCCAAAAAAACCAUGAAUUCAGAAUCUCCUACAAAAAGUGCUGUUACGAUAGUAAGCAGUCUUUCGUCUUCACAAAACAGCGACACUACUACUACUACAACUACAGAUAUUUCCUCUUCAAGUCCUAACAAAUCAAAUUCAAGUUCAGAGAGUCCUACGUUUCGUGAACGUUUAAGAUCUGCAAGAAAGCUCAUCCCUCAAUAUCCAGGACGGGCCAGACUCAUUUUCUCCACAGGCGACACCGACGAAAUCUCUAAAGAUGAAAGCAAAGUUAAAUCAAAAACGACGCAACGAACUGAUGGUUUCCGUUCAUUUUUUCGGGAACAUUAUAUUUUUUCAGAAUAUAAAUCAUUAUGUACAAAUCACCAAAGUGGAGUAUAUGUAAUGCCAUCUCUAAAGUCUUUACAAGUCUGGCAUGGUAUAAUUUUUUUGAGAGCUGGUCCUUAUAGAGAUGGAAUAUUCAGAUUUUUUGUCUUCUUACCAGAUGACUUUCCAGACAGUAGACCACUUCUUAAAUUCACUACUCCAGUUUUCCAUCCACAAAUUCAUCCCAAUGGAGUCCUAAAUUUGGAUAUUGCUUUCCCUACCUGGAGAAAAGAGAAGCACAGUGUAUGGCAAAUUAUAAAAUUUAUGAAAAACUGUUUUUACAAUGCUGACACUUGGGGAGCUACAAAUCAAGCAGCUAUAAAUGUGAUGCAUAACAGUCUAGAGGAAUUUAUGAAAAAGGCAGAACAUUGUUCUCUACAGUCACAAUUACUUUAUGACAAGGAAUUGGAAUCUGAAUCUUCUGUGGAAGAUGGAAAUUUUCUAAAAGCAAAGAAAAUGACUCAAGAUGAAUUUGAAGAAAGGAAAAAACGAAUGAUGCAAGGGAAAUCAUUUGGUUCAAGAAGUUGUGCGUCACAUUGAUGUUAUGGAAAUAAAAGGUGUCGCACAACAUUGUUGCGUUGCAGAGUUACAGAGCAAGCGUUGCUUGUAUUGCCACAUUCUGCAACAACAAAUUUUCAAAGUUGCAAAGAGAAGAUAGAAAUUUCUGCAAAUUUCUUUUGCAUGGAGUAGUAAUAUACGAGUAACAUUUGCUCUGAAACUUGCGAUGUAACAAUGUUGUGCAACAAGUUGGGCAAUUUUGUUUCCCGUAUUACUGUACCUUACAGUUGGAAUAAUUGGACAUGGGUCAUAUUACUUGGAAAAAUUAUAUAUGGAUACAGAGCUUGAGAGGAGUAUUUGGCUUUCAAUCUAAAUUCUACAAAUGAAUGUAACUUUUAAGCAAAAUUUCAAAUUUUAUUUUUCAAUGAUGUAAGAAAUAUUAUGAAUCAUACAACGAACAAUAUUGGAUAAAAUACCAAAAAAUAUUACAUAAAAAUUUACAGUAUUAAAUAUUUAUAAUAAGCUUUUAAAACAAUUUGUAAAUACUCAAAGAAAUAUUCUGUAAUUUUGCUUGAGGAAAGAAAGUUUUAAGAUUUGUGAACCAUAUUUUAAAGAAAUUUUGAAUGCUUAACAAAAUGUUACUAAAGUUUUCAUUCAGUUGAAAAUAUGUUUAAGUUUGUACAUAGAAACAAAUUGUAUAUAGCUCACACGAUUUCUAAAUUAUAACUCUUACAAUUAUUAUUAGAGGACAGAUAUCUGAUAUUGUAUAGUGUAUUGUUUUACCAUAUUCAUUAUUAAUAAAGGAUAUGAAGUUUUA